Molecule: messenger RNA, 1417 nt
Organism: Helicoverpa armigera (cotton bollworm)
Lineage: Eukaryota; Metazoa; Arthropoda; Insecta; Lepidoptera; Noctuidae
Gene: RpL3
Product: large ribosomal subunit protein uL3
Exons: 7
Coding region: 140-1381 (413 amino acids)
Biological process (GO): translation
Cellular component (GO): cytosolic large ribosomal subunit; ribosome
Molecular function (GO): structural constituent of ribosome; RNA binding
Source: RefSeq, a predicted model, not a curated record
AAAUUGGAGAAUUUCGGGGAAAUUGACAACGUGUAUGAGGGGAAUCGAUAUUUUUUUACUGGCAGCCCUGAUGUUGACAGCUCAUCUGUGAAAUAGAUUCCUUUUCAAUCGGCCAUUUUUGCCGCGACUGUCUUCGAACAUGUCGCAUAGAAAGUUUUCGGCGCCCCGUCAUGGGUCCAUGGGAUUCUACCCCAAGAAGAGGUCCCGCCGUCAUCGUGGUAAGGUGAAGGCUUUCCCCAAGGAUGAUGCCAGCAAACCAGUCCACCUUACCGCCUUCAUUGGUUACAAGGCUGGUAUGACCCACGUGGUUCGUGAACCUGACCGUCCUGGAUCAAAGAUCAACAAGAAGGAGAUCGUAGAGGCUGUGACCAUCAUCGAGACGCCACCCAUGGUGUGCGUCGGAGUGGUUGGUUACAUCGAAACUCCUCAUGGUCUCCGCGCUCUGCUCACUGUCUGGGCUGAGCACAUGUCCGAGGACUGCCGCCGUCGCUUCUACAAGAACUGGUACAAAUGCAAGAAGAAGGCAUUCACCAAAUCCAGCAAGAAAUGGCAGGAUGAGCUUGGACGCAAGUCCAUUGAGAAGGACUUCAAGAAAAUGAUCCGCUACUGCAGUGUGAUCAGGGUUAUUGCCCACACCCAGAUGAAGUUGCUGAAGCAGCGUCAAAAGAAAGCUCACAUUAUGGAGAUCCAAGUCAACGGUGGAUCCAUUGAAGACAAAGUUAAAUGGGCAAGGGAACAUCUUGAGAAGCCCAUCCCCAUUGACUCUGUGUUUGCCCAAGAUGAGAUGAUUGACUGCAUUGGUGUCACCAAGGGUAAAGGAUACAAGGGUGUGACCUCCCGUUGGCACACAAAGAAGUUGCCCCGCAAGACGCACAAGGGUCUGCGUAAGGUUGCUUGUAUUGGAGCGUGGCAUCCUUCAAGAGUUUCAUUCACUGUUGCCCGUGCUGGUCAGAAGGGCUACCACCAUCGUACAGAAAUGAACAAGAAGAUCUACCGUCUUGGACAAGGAAUCCACACUAAGGAUGGCAAGGUAAUCAAGAACAAUGCUUCCACUGAGUAUGACCUGUCUGAGAAGUCUAUCACUCCCAUGGGUGGUUUCCCCCACUAUGGAGAAGUCAACAAUGACUUUGUGAUGAUCAAGGGUUGCUGCAUGGGACCUAAGAAACGUGUCAUUACUUUGAGAAAGUCCCUCCGUACGCACACCAAGAGGGCCGCCCUUGAGAAGAUCAACCUGAAGUUCAUUGAUACAUCUUCCAAGUUCGGUCACGGUCGCUUCCAGACGCCGGCUGACAAGGCUGCGUUCAUGGGAACACUCAAGAAGGACCGCAUCCGCGAAGAAGCUGCCGCCACCACCGCGCCAGCGGCUCCCGCUCAGUCCUAGACAUCUUUAUGGACUAAUAAAUAUAAGAAAACCUAC